Molecule: messenger RNA, 1511 nt
Organism: Alnus glutinosa
Lineage: Eukaryota; Viridiplantae; Streptophyta; Magnoliopsida; Fagales; Betulaceae
Exons: 8
Coding region: 307-996 (229 amino acids)
Biological process (GO): rRNA 5'-end processing
Source: RefSeq, a predicted model, not a curated record
GACCUCCUCGGCGUUCCACACGCCUCUCCCUUCCGCCAGUACACGCGCCUCACCAUAUGUGCUGAUGGCCCCUCUCAGGCCCAGGCCCUCAACUACGGGAACCCUAUUUUGAAGACCUACAACUUAUUCCCUGUUUAGCCCUUGAACCAAACCGUCUUCGAUUAGGCCUGUGAGAAAUUGGAGGUAGAUAUAAUCACGAUUGAUUUCUUAGAGAAGUUGCGUUUCCGAUUGAAGCUGCCUUUGGUCAAAGCUGCUAUUGAGAGCCGGGUUAACCCACCACAGUGUCUCCUACUCACACGCACGGAGAUGCAGAUUCAGCAGACUCCGCCUGUUCGUGCGCUUCCUAAAGUCAAAAACGCUCUUGCCUCUCCGCCACUGUCCUCAGCCCAAACCCGUAAUUAUGGUGCCAGAAUAAGGGCAAUUUCUGUGAACGAACUUCCCCCCAAUGCCUUUCGCCGGAAGAGAGAACCCAAAUGGAGAGGCGGGUUCAGCUUGGGGGUAGACUUGGGAAUGUCCCGCACUGGCCUCGCCCUCAGCAAAGGCUUCAACAUCCGUCCUCUCAGUGUUUUGGAGUUGCGUGGAGAAAAGCUUGAGAUUCAGCUUCUUGAGAUUGCACAGCAAGAGGAGGCUGAUGAGUUUAUAGUCGGGCUCCCCAAGUCAUGCGAUGGGAAGGAGACGCCUCAGUCAAAUAAAGUUCGUAGUGUUGCUGGAAGACUUGCUGUUCGAGCUGCUGAGAGGGGUUGGAGAGUAUACCUCCAAGAUGAACACGGGACAACAGCAGAAGCGGUAGAUCGCAUGAUUGGCAUGGGCAUCAACAGGUCUACUCGGCAAAGGAGAAUAGAUGCCUAUGCUGCCAUGAUGGUACUGGAGAGAUAUUUUUCCAUGGCUGGCCAUGGAACUGAGCUUGUACUGCCCAAGAAUUUGGAUUUACAAGAAAAACUUAUAACGGGUCCGCCAAAAGACGUUGACUUCUUUCCGGAAGAAUUUGAGAGAUAAGGAUUCACAGGUAAUUAUCUGUUGAAAUUGCUAGCAAUUUAGAUGGUUCCGGCAAACAAUCUUCCAUUUAUGGCAUCCUCAAUCACACAAUAGUGCUGGCUCAAUUGCCAAAGGUUGUUUCUUUUUCAAUUGUAAUGAUUGCUGGACUGCUCAAAAAAAAAAAAAAAAAAAGAGGAAAAAACAUUUGUUCUUGAGCACAUCCAUCAAUUACUCACUACUUUGUUUUGGUACUAUCCAUCAUGAUGCCUACUUCAAAUCCAUUUGUAUUAGUUUCGCACAUGAAAGCUGGAUGUAUGGAUGUUACAUAUUUGAUCCCGAUGCCCCUAGACUUUGCAGUAACUUGUGUAUUUGAACCUGAUGGGGGCUUCAGACUCUUUGUCUGUGUAGGAUAUCUCAUUGUUAGUCUACUCGGUUUCCUUAAAAAUUGGUCUAUAUCUGAGUUUUUAGGGGUUCACUUGUUCUCGAUGGUUUUAUCCAUCAUAAUGCACCGCGACUUUCAUUGGCUGCAUUCACAA